Saprolegnia parasitica CBS 223.65 is the source of this 459-nucleotide messenger RNA. RefSeq lists its product as hypothetical. The record is from RefSeq and is a predicted model, not a curated record. NCBI's taxonomy places the organism in Eukaryota, Oomycota, Saprolegniomycetes, Saprolegniales, Saprolegniaceae. The transcript has 3 exons. Bases 6 to 380 code for a protein of 124 amino acids.
UGGCGAUGGACCAGUACACGUCGUACGUAGCGCUCUGGCAGGCGUCGACGGCCGCGAUCCUCCUCCGCGCCUUUGGCUACGACACCGAUGGCAUGGGGCCGCACGAGAUGCGCGACGCCCUCGCCUCGGCCCUCGGGUCGCCCGUCGACUUCCACAUGGCACCCGACCUCUGCUUUGGCAUCACUGCACACUCGCAGCGAAACGUCGCCAAGCUCCACGACAUGCAAGCGAUGAUCGUUGGCAACGACGCCAUGAUGGAGUCUCUGCGGACCUCCUUUGACCGACUGACAACCGAAGUGUCCAUGCCGCGAGCAGCCCAUGAUGUCGACGCGGAGCUGGAGCAUGCGACGCGUGCCAUGCGCUCCCUCAUGAACCGCUAGCGCACCACAGACGAUGGAACGCCACCAUGGCUCGUCUUCUAUUUAAGCGCCGGCUCCGAGCAAUCAAUGUCUCAAUGUC